Molecule: messenger RNA, 2808 nt
Organism: Mercenaria mercenaria
Lineage: Eukaryota; Metazoa; Mollusca; Bivalvia; Venerida; Veneridae
Product: carbohydrate sulfotransferase 14-like
Exons: 3
Coding region: 534-1688 (384 amino acids)
Biological process (GO): carbohydrate biosynthetic process
Cellular component (GO): membrane
Molecular function (GO): sulfotransferase activity
Source: RefSeq, a predicted model, not a curated record
AUUUAUUUUUCAGAUGGUAUAUGAGAUUACCAGGCAUCAAUAUUCGAUUUGUUUUAAUAACAUUGUUAUACUGAACUUACUUAUUUUUGGACCGGAUACCUGAAUGUUUCAAAUAACAGUACUGUUAAACAUAAAACUAAUUUUUUAACGUCCAACUACCCAUAAUGCAUACAUAUACAUCAUCUAUAGAUUAAUAUUAUAUUCAACAACAUGACUUCUCAUAAUAUUUCAAGUUCAACAGUAGAUAAUAUCGUAAAAGCAUUUGCUUUUAUGGUGUUCUUUAACAACAGAAAAAAGACCGUGAUCCUAUCAACACAAAAUUUGAAAGGAAAAAUAUAUGCGUAUAGCUGUAAUAAAACUGUAUGCCAAAAUGUGAUCAGGAUAAAAAGAACUGAAAGUAAAAUCUGCCCUAACAACGCUAAAAGGACUAUAUGUUACCGAAUAAAAAUUAAUUAAAAAUAUUAAAAAGAGGAGACUAGACUUAAAACCACGCACAUAUGGAUGCCGGACCACUGUAUAUAUAAAACAUAGAGAUGCAUGAACAACAUGUUGAUUGCAAAUGGAAAUUUCUGCUACGAUUUUCCUUCAAGAAACUGAUGCUCGUGGUCGUGUUGUUGUUGCUAGUAAAAUAUUUUGAGAUACCUAAAGCAGUGAGAGAAAGCCGAACAGAACUCGGCCAACCAAAAAAAUCAAAUCCCGCUUCCAAUGUUCGAAAGACACGCAAGAAAAACUCUCAAGCAAAAUAUAAAGGAGCUAUAUACAAUACAGCGGACAUGUCCAUGAAACAUCUGGAAACAAAAAAUAUUAACAAAUCAAACAAUCGAAGUGAUGGAGAAAAAAAACUAAAAGAAGCUAAAUACUACGGGAAGGACUACGGAAGUGACUAUAUCAAAACUAAAUAUAUAAUGCAUAAGUUGUUUAAUGAAAAUGGCCAUAAACUGUCAGCGAAAGAACGCGCAGACCUUGUCAAGGAACGAUGUCAAACAUUUCUGGAGGAAAACAAUUUACGACUUAAUCACAAUGCCAAAUAUAAAUUCAAUAGGGAAUUUUUGAGAAGUCACAGUUAUAACUUAACAAUUUGCUACAACUGUAAAGUGGCUUCGACGAACACUAAACGCAUGCUUUACGUUCUUGACCACAAUUUUACUGGUGAUAUCAACAAUCUCACAGUGCCUACGGUGGGAAUAUACGGUAGAAAAUGUUUUAAUAAUUUCCAAGAAAUUAUGUGUGAGAAACAUCUAAUCCGAGUAAUGAUGGUAAGAGAACCACUAGAAAGGCUACUGUCUGCAUAUAGAGAUAGACGUGCUUAUGCGAAGCACUUUAAAGACCCGUCAUUUUCAUUUACAAAAUAUUUGCAACUUAUUUUAGACGAACAAGUGAAAAACAUAAACAGACAUAUUUAUCCGUACUUUGAAAGGUGUCGACCGUGUGAAAUGCAGUAUGACUUUAUUGGUCUCCAAAACCAUUUUCACGAUGAUAUUAGAACUGUGUUGCAGUACAUCGGUGCAAGUGGAAAAGUUGAUAUUCCAAAAAGAAACAAAACGGGUUACACUUCUGAAUCAAGUGAUAGGCUGUUAAAACUAUAUUUUAGAAAAGUUCCAAAUGACAUGUUAAAUAAACUGUGGGAGAAAUAUUACAAAGACUAUUAUAUAUUUGGCUUUCCUUAUCCAUCACAUCUGAUAAACUGAACAGGCUCAAUUUUGUCAAUGUUAUUAAUUUUUAUCAAAUUUCAAUAUUGAGCUGAAUCUUUACAUCAAUCAUUUAAAUAACACCUGGCUUAAUGCAUUAGAAUUUAUUACAACUUUAGUAGAAUUCAGUUUUAUUUUCAACUAGAUAAGAAUAUGAUAACCACCCUACUUGUCACGUAGUUCUUAAUAAUGGAUAGCUCAUUAUAUAACCACAGACUUUUAAAUACCUUGAAAUGGAAAAGGGGUAUAUUCAAAAAAGAUGAGGCUAUGCACAGGUCUUAUGUAAUCGGUACUUUUUUAAAAGAAAGACUUCGUGAGUCUUAUUGGCAGACAUUUAGACGCCUGUGACAAAAUGAGGGAAAAAAUAUUUAUACAGAUUGAGCAAAGAAGUCAGUAAAUUUGUAUUUUCAGAAAAUCGUAUACAUUUACUAGAUUUUCAAGCACGGGAAAUAACAAGUCUUAAACCAUUUUGUAUCAAGACAAUAUUCAGAUAUUGAUCCCUCUACAUUAUCAAUGUUAAAUGUGCAAGUAUCUUCCAUUUUCUACAUGGUUAACUAAAGCUUUUUUUACACAAACACAUAAACUAACUUAAUAUUGCAUUGAGUCGACACUGGCUAUACCUUUGUGAAACUAUUAGUCUAUUAAUGCACAUACUGCUUAGCAUGUCUGAAUACGUGUCGUUCAUGUUUGAUUCCAUAACUCUAUAUAUUAUCAUAAUUAUAGAUCAAAAUUACAAUAAUUCAGAACAAGAGGUACAAAUGGGCUAUGUAACUUGUCUGAAGGUAACCUUGAACAUCUGACAGUGCUUCUGACGAUGUUUGGUCCUUUUUACAGCAGGUCAUGAACGUAACAGUUAUUUAAAGAUUAUUACCACAUUUGACGCCGCGGAAGUGAAAUAAAACCAUUACAUAAAAUAUAAUUUAAUUUGAUAAUACAAGAGUGUAAUAAAGCCUUGGCCUUGACGUUGUUUAAUUACAUGAGACGCUGGGCGAAUUUACGUAGUCUAAAAUAGGUAAAGAAAGAAAAAACUUUAAUCUUUCAACAGGAAAAGCUUACAUGUGAUAAAAUUAUUACAUUUGUGUCUUUCCACAUUGAAUUGAUAAAACUCGUUGGAUAAAAU